Messenger RNA from Acanthosepion pharaonis, 561 nucleotides. Lineage: Eukaryota; Metazoa; Mollusca; Cephalopoda; Sepiida; Sepiidae. The record is from the annotation of a GenBank genome assembly.
AUGUUCAUCAUUCAAUUUCUACCUAUUUUCUACUACUCCACAUUUUUUUUUUCAAAAUUGUUGUCAAUUUUCUUCAUUUUUUUUUUCUCUCAUUUUCUGUUUUUAAUUUCAUGUUUUAUUUUCUCUUUUCCUUCUUUCUCCUUUACAUAUCUUUUUUUUUCUCUCCUUCUUCCUUAUAUUUGUUUUCUUUCUUCUUUACAUUUGUUUGUUUGUUUCUAUUCUAUUCAAAUAUCUCUUCCUUGUCUUUCAGUUUCCAUUUUUUGCUUAUCUUGUCUCUCUCUCUCUCUCUCUCUCUUUCCCAGUUUUUCUCUCUCUCUCUCUUCUAUCAAUUUCCUUUUUAUUUUCUCUCAUCUGUUUUCUUUCUUCCUUUCUGAUGACAUUUUUAAUUUCUUUUCAUCUUUUUUUUUACCUAAUUUUUUGUUCAAAUGUUUCAAAUUUUUUCUCCCAGUUGUUUUCUUUCUUGCUUCUACAUCAUUUUCUUUCUUUCUUUCUUUCUUUCUUUUUCAUCUAUCCAUUUCUUUUAUUUAUUUAUCUUUCUUUCUUACUCUCUCAUUCAUUUAA